AGCUCAGAGCCACCAGCCCCCACAGGCUACCCCAUCCCCUCAGAUGGGGUCUUUGCCCCUGGUUUCUCUCCCUGGGCUGGUACCAAUGAGCCUCUUUUCUCUUUUGGACUGGGGCUACAGUGCCACCAUAACAGAGGUUCCUGGCAGGAAGGACACUGACACUCCUUCUCUGUCCCCACAGGAGAUCAUCGAUCUGACCUGUGAGGACACAAGCACAGACCCAGUGCAGCUGAGUGUGACUGAGGACAUCUUCAUCGCUGCGACUGAGGACGCCUGCAUCCUUCUACACUGCACCUGCAGUGCUGACCAGGACCCCAGGACUGCACUUGCUGCCCCAGCAGCACACACAUCCCAUUCCCAGCUCUACUUCACCGUGAAGGAAGAAAUGGAGGCAGUGGCAGAGCCAAUCCCUGCACCAUCCUGGCACAGCACUCCCCUGAAGCCCAGUGCCACCACGGACACAGCAGAAAGCAUGGAGAACAGGAGCUGCCUCUCUCCUGCCUCCAGCUGCCACAGCUCCUGCAGCUCGGAGCAGGACUGCAGUGCUACCAGCUUUAAUAGUGACCUGAGUUCCCUGCCCAGCAUGCAGCAGGACUCAGCACCCCCCAGCCUGGACAGCAAUAGCAGCUGGAAAGCUACUGGCCCAGAGGAAGAGCCUCCCCCCCUCUGCCAGGAAAGGGACCUCCCCCCAAGGCUGAGCCCUGCCCCAACCCUUCCCACAACCCCAGGGAAGGCCCGAGGGUCUUUGCUGGAAACAAAUGACAUACCACACGAACCAACCCAGCAAGCGACCCCAGCCAGGAGUGAUGAUGACAGCAAGGCCUGGCUGGACAAACUGCACAGUUUCAGGAGGAGUGGAGUCCAGCACCUCUUCUUCCAAGGCAUAGCACCCAGCAGGGAAACACAGCAGCAGAAACCUGAGCUCAUCCCCAGAGGGAAGCUGAGCAUGGUGCGCACCACUAUGGAGGAGAACUUCCUGGAGGGCACCUUGCAUCUCCUGAAUGAGUUCGUCUCCUGCCAGCAUUAUCCCCCCAAAGAUAUCAUCUCCCACCUCAUCAGACAGGUCCUGUUGAAUGCCCAUGAAGAGGAGAUCUUGAAGGACACCUACAUGCUGCUGAUGAAGAUCCAAAUGCUCCAUCCAGCCAACGCUGCCACAGUGGGAUGGGACUGGACGCUGCUGAAAGUCAUCAUGGAGGACCAGGAGAAGCCCCCUGGCCGGCUCCUCUUCCUGCAGUAUGUGGUGCAGACCCUGGAGGACGACUUGCAGAAGAAUCUGAGGUUGCACCUGCUGCAAAAGUCGAUUGCCAAGAAAGUGCUUUCGUGUGACAUGUGCUUCAACAAUGUCAAGGAAGUGGUCAAAUGGUUGGUCGCAGCUAUUACAGGAGUCGGGUUCUGCCAGCCCCAGGAGAAGCCACAAGAAACUCCCUCCUCUUCAGCAGAAGCCAGGGCUGAACACAGCUCAUCUGCACCAAGUCUAGCCAGCACACAGGCUCCAGCAACUUUCUUUGCCCAAAAGGUGAUGCUCCUGCUCCAGCGGAUGUUGUCCAUCGCAGUGGAAGUGGACAGAUCUCCCACCUGCAGCUCCCAUAAGAUUGCAGAUGAGAUAUUCCCAUUUAUACUGAAUAUCCCCCUGAGGAGCCAAAGGGAAGCUUUAUUAAACACCAUGGAGAGCCAGCUCCUGCGCUGCAGACUGAUAGAGCUGCUGUUCCAGCACAGUUCUGAUGUGCCCUCAACCUCAUCUAUGUCUCUGGAGAAAAUCCUGUAUUUCCUGAGCCACUUCUCUGUGCUGCUGCAUUUUGAGGAUGAAACAGCAGCGUGGCAAAGGUGGGAUGAGAUGCUGCAGUACUUGAGUUUGCUGCUGAUGAGUUACCAAAGUGUAAUACACGGUAAGCAGCUUGUUCUGGCCUCAUCAAGAGGCUGCAGUAGAACUGCCAAAUUCCCUUCCUCCUCCCUUCUCAUCGCUCUUGAGCUCACAGCCACUGAGUCUUUGAAAGACAAUGUGCCUCUGUCCAUGCUAGUAACUAUUCCCAGCAGUCAAAGAAGUGAUGUUGCAUCAAUCAGAGCACCCAACUUACUUUGCCAAGUUUAGCCCCUACAAGCCCUUCACCAUCCUCACAGCCUCCUUUGGACGCUCUCUUUGGUAAACCCAGGACACUUUCAGCACUUAGUAAACUGGGCAGGGAGCACCACCCACAGUAGCCAUGGAAAGAACAGCAUUUCUGAUCCCAGGAGAAUGGCAGUCACAAAACACUCCCUAAAACUCCCCAAAGUAAUUUUACCAGAAAAUUCUUCAAGUCCCUUCCCAACUUCAGCUGCUUUAGCCCAGGGUUAAGGCUCUCAUGAAAGAAUGCAGAGGAAUCCACCAUCACAUGUGCAGUUUUACUCUCCCUGAAGCCCUAGACAAUGUUACUGUUGUUGAGCUCUUUGGAGACUCCUUUGCAGCUGCCCAUUCUGCCACUCACACAGGAGAAAAGGAUUCUACAAGCCUUGCCCCUUCCCCAUUUCUUGGGCUCUCUCCACAUGCAGACUGAGCUCCAGGAGGGGCCAGUUCCUUCUUCCCUCAGUCUUGUGCAGAAGCAUCAGGGAUAACCGCAAGAGGAUGAGCCCCAUUCCCAACUGCUUCUCACUCUGGCACAGCGCUGC
Corapipo altera (White-ruffed manakin) is the source of this 2643-nucleotide messenger RNA. It is a transcript of the gene SIMC1, whose product is annotated as SUMO interacting motifs containing 1. The coding region runs from base 44 to 2089 and encodes 681 amino acids. Lineage: Eukaryota; Metazoa; Chordata; Aves; Passeriformes; Pipridae. The transcript is spliced from 9 exons. The record is from RefSeq and is a predicted model, not a curated record.